This is a messenger RNA of Condylura cristata (star-nosed mole), 2067 nucleotides long. RefSeq names its product CWC27 spliceosome-associated protein homolog (S. cerevisiae) (gene CWC27). NCBI's taxonomy places the organism in Eukaryota, Metazoa, Chordata, Mammalia, Eulipotyphla, Talpidae. The record is from RefSeq and is a predicted model, not a curated record. Bases 189 to 1610 code for a protein of 473 amino acids. Gene Ontology annotation, biological process: protein folding; protein peptidyl-prolyl isomerization. Gene Ontology annotation, cellular component: catalytic step 2 spliceosome. Gene Ontology annotation, molecular function: peptidyl-prolyl cis-trans isomerase activity. The transcript has 14 exons.
GGAAGCGUUCGUGAAGGGCUUGCUUUGGGAAAAGUAGGAACUGGUGUCGCUGUCUGGAGAGUUACCGACUGAGUGGAGCGUUCGUCGACCGGACAUAAGGAGACGUAUACGGAUAGGAGGCCAGCGUUAGUGGUCGGCCGUCUGUUCUCACUCCCAGUUAGGAGCAAGAGUUCUGAGCACCGACCAGCAUGAGCAACAUCUACAUCCAGGAACCUCCCACCAACGGGAAGGUUUUAUUGAAAACAACAGCUGGAGACAUUGACAUAGAAUUGUGGUCAAAAGAAACACCUAAAGCUUGCAGAAAUUUUAUUCAACUUUGUUUAGAAGCAUAUUAUGACAACACCAUUUUCCAUAGAGUUGUACCUGGCUUUAUAGUCCAAGGGGGAGACCCUACUGGCACAGGGACUGGUGGAGAGUCUGUCUACGGAGCCCCAUUCAAGGAUGAAUUCCACUCACGGUUGCGUUUUAAUAGGAGAGGACUGGUUGCCAUGGCAAAUGCUGGUCCUCAUGAUAACGGCAGUCAGUUUUUCUUUACCCUGGGUCGAGCUGAUGAACUUAACAAUAAGCACACCAUCUUUGGAAAGGUUACAGGAGAUACAAUAUAUAACAUGCUGCGACUGACAGAAGUAGACAUUGAUGAUGAAGAAAGACCACGAAAUCCACACAGAAUAAAAAGUUGUGAGGUUUUGUUUAAUCCUUUUGAUGACAUCAUCCCAAGAGAAAUAAAAAAGCCAAAAAAAGAGAAACCGGAGGAGGAAGUAAAGAAAUUGAAACCCAAAGGCACAAAAAAUUUUAGUUUGCUUUCAUUUGGAGAGGAAGCUGAGGAAGAAGAGGAGGAAGUAAAUCGAGUUAGUCAGAGCAUGAAGGGGAAAAGCAAAAGUAGUCAUGACUUGCUUAAGGAUGACCCACAUCUCAGUUCUGUUCCAGUUGUUGAAAGUGAAAAAGGUGAAACAGCAGGAAAUUCGGAUGAUUAUGGAGAAAAUGAAGACGCAGAGCAUGGUGAAUGUAUUGACAGUGAUGAGAAGAAUCUGAUGAGAGAAAGAAUUGCAAAGAAGUUAAAAAAGGACACAACCACAAAUGUUAAAUCAGCUGCAGAGGGAGAAGUGGGGAAGAAAUCAGUUAGCCGCAGUGAAGAACUCCGAAAAGAAGCAAGACAAUUAAAGAGGGAACUCUUAGCAGCAAAACAAAAAAAAGUAGAAAAUGAAGCAAAACAAGCAGAAAAAAGAAGUGAGGAAGAAGAGGCUGCUCCAGAUGGUGCUGUUGCAGAAUACAAAAGAGAAAAGCAAAAGUAUGAAGCAUUAAGGAAGCAGCAGGCAAAGAAAGGAACUUCCCGGGAAGACCAGACUCUUGCUCUGCUGAACCAGUUUAAAUCUAAACUCACUCAAGCAAUUGCUGAAACUCCUGAAAAUGACAUUUCCGAAACAGAAGUAGAAGAUGAUGAAGGAUGGAUGUCACAUGUACUUCAGUUUGAGGAUAAAACCAGAAAAGUGAAAGAUGCAAGCAUGCAAGACUCAGAUACAUUUGAAAUCUAUGAUCCUCGGAAUCCAGUGAAUAAAAGAAGAAGGGAAGAAAGCAAAAAGCUGAUGAGAGAGAAGAAAGAAAGAAGAUAAAAUGAGAAUAAUAAUAACCAGGACUCCCUGGAAAUGUGCCUGCAAUAAAUGGCCCUGUAACAGCCAUUGUUCCCAACAGCAUCACUUAAGGGUGUGAAAAGAAGUAUUUUUGAACCUGUUGUCUGGUUUUGAAAAACUAUUAUCUUAUUAUGUGAAUUGUAGAAUGACGUAAGCAAAUACUUUUGGUUACUGGUACAUGUUUGUUUUUUUUCCUAGUUGACCUUUUGUAUUUCUAAAUCUGAAAUAAAAUCACUUUCUUUCCAGUUUACAUGUUAACCAUUUGCAGACUCUGUAAGCCUGCUGUGUGUUUUACCCUAAAAUAUAUCAAAGAAUUCAUUUUCAAGACUUCUUUAAGUUCUUGCAGGAAGACUGUUUGAGGGAAACCUCCCUGGCAUUCUACCUAGCACAGCUACUAACUUUGGGAUAUAAUUUAAAAAUUAAAUAAUAUAAAAAAUUA